GGCAGUUUCCCCAAUUCAGAAGACUCGAGAGUGGCCGCAGAUUACAAAUUAGGGUUCUGUAAUCUCUUUCUCCUCCCCCUUUCGGAUCAGAUUGUGGAGUUUUGUCUGUAGCUUAAAGGAUCGGGGCGAAGAUGAAGGACUUUCAUGAAAGAGAGAAUGAUACAAGGAGGAAGAGCGAUACGAAGAGGAGCAAGAACAUGAAGAGGUUGGGAGGCGGUGGUCUUUCUCUCCAAACCUUUGCUAACCUGAAGUCUAAGAACAGUCACUAUAACCCUGCUCUCAUCAAAAAGCAAAAGGAAUUCUACAAGAAUGCCAAGUAUGUGAGCAAGUUUAGGAGGUCGAUGAAGCAGCAGCAGCAGCAGCAGCAGCAGCAGCAGCAGAACCUUCAUGAGAUGAAGCCGCAGAGCUUUCAUGGAGAGUGUGAGACUGGAGAGAGUAGUAAAGUGGUUGAUGAUAAGCACAAGGGUAAAUCUCACAAGAGAAUCGGUGUUGAGGAGGUGUACAAGCAGACACGAGAAGAGAUGGAGAAAGCGAGGAUGGAGAGAGAGGCGGCCUUUCAGGCAAAGAAACAAGCCAGAGAAGAGGCUGAGUCACGGAGGAAAGCAGCCAAGGGGAAUAUGAUGAGAAAGACUAGACAUGGUCAGCCUGUUAUGAAAUACAGAAUUGAGCAUCUUCUUGAAUCAAUCAAGAAAACUGCUCAACAAGAUGGAAAUAACCACCGCAUGAGCAGCUCAUCUUGAUUGAUACACAGUGCAGAUCAAGAAAAACCUUGCUUUCCCUUUCAGACACUGAUGUUCUUCUUGCCAAACACAUUACUACUUAUUUGAAUUUUGCGUCUUGUGUUGGUUUAAGGUGAACGUUCUAGUUUAUGGAUGAUAGUCUUUGCAAGUAUCAGCACAUUGGUGUUUGCUUACUGUUUAUCUCAAUCAUUUUGGCUUUUCUUUGUAUUCCAAACUUUAGUACAACGGAUUUGCUUAACAGAGUACAAGGC
Messenger RNA from Eruca vesicaria subsp. sativa (arugula), 991 nucleotides. NCBI's taxonomy places the organism in Eukaryota, Viridiplantae, Streptophyta, Magnoliopsida, Brassicales, Brassicaceae. The record is from the annotation of a GenBank genome assembly.